AUGGGGAACACGGCGACGAAGGCACGUGAAGCCCACGCUCAGGCCAAGAGCAAGCCAAAAAACAACCGUAGCAUUCAGCAACAGAAGAUGAAAACAGCAAAGAUGACGGGUGUGCUGGCGUUGCCCAAUAGUAAGCUGAAAAAGCUACCAGAAGAAGUAUUGGAAUUGUCAAUGCUGCGGAUAUUGGACCUCACUGGUAAUCACUUGAGUCACUUGCCGUCGCAAUUGAACGUACUUAAGAAGCUAAAGACGCUCAAGGUGUCGUCUAAUAUUUUGGAGACACUGCCGGACUUGUCGGCGCUCACAGGGCUCACGACGCUAGUGCUUGAUGGCAAUGUGCUCGAGGACAUUCCGAACGUGCUACCACCCAAUUUGAUCAAGCUGUCAGUGAAAAACAACAGAUUAUCGACUGUUCCUUGCAGUGUGCUCGCACUGACGCAAUUACAAGAACUAGAUUUAUCGGAGAAUAGGUUGGAGAGUUUACCAGCACAUUUGGGGGAGAUGCACGAGCUGCAGGAGCUUAUUCUGGACGGCAACAACUUGACAGAGCUACCAGCUGCUUUGGCAAGAUGUGUCAAGCUCAAGAUGUUAUCAGCACGUAGGAAUACACUGGUCGGUCAAUCAGCAGGUGCAAAGGUACAGUCUAUUGCUGCUGAUCUGCUUGGAGAGGACUCUGCUGUCCAAGUAAUGAAUCUGGAAGGUAAUCCCAUGACUAAGGAGGACUUGCAGAAAAUGGACGGCUUUGAUGCGUUCCUCACUCGACGCACGAAACUCAAAAACAAGGAAAUUCAUGGUGGUCUCAAUUCCGAUCUAAGCCUCUGCGGUCUCCAUUGA
Molecule: messenger RNA, 834 nt
Organism: Peronospora farinosa
Lineage: Eukaryota; Oomycota; Peronosporomycetes; Peronosporales; Peronosporaceae
Source: the annotation of a GenBank genome assembly